GGCUACGUCGUUUCCGGAAGUGCCAGAACAGAUGAACCCGUUGAGGCUCGGUCUGAACCUGAACCGGAUCGUUAAACGGCCCUAAAGAGGGAACGCGGACCGUUUCCGGGUCGGGGGAGCCCGUGAAGCUGCCUCCGUCAGAGUGCCUCCGCCGUCUUGACCCAAAAGUCUCGGACCGAGGGCGGUUCCGAAGCUGAGCUCAUGAUAGCUAUCAGGCUAACCGGGGCUAAGCUGGUCAGCUGAACAAGGAGGUAUGUCCGCGAGGCGGAUCCUUUGGUCAGCGCGAGGCGGACACCUGUGAAGGAUGCUCCACGGCCCGUACAGCACCGUGGACCGGGACCGGCCCCUGAUCCGGCUGCCUUUCACCAGCUUUGCUGUGGCGACGGUUCUGCUGCCGCUAACGGGCCUCCUCGCCUGCCUCUUCAUCUCUCUGCUGUACCACUAUGAGGACUCCACCUACACACACUGCCAGGUCUCCAACUACCUCCCAUCCAUCAGCUCUGCCAUCAGCCGCGUGCCGGAGCGCUACAUCUGGCGCAGCUGCAUCGGGCUGCACUCGGCGCCACGGUACCUUGUCUCUGUGGCGUACUUCAGCUUCUACCGCCGCCGCUUCGACAGGAAGCUGCCGGAGCUCGUGCUGAGCUGGCUGGCGCUCCUCUGCAGCCUCGCCGAGAACUCGGGCCUGUUGAUGCUCACCUACGUGUCGUCCACCGAGACUUACGAUUAUCACAAAAAAGGCUUCAUCGUCUUCGUGGCCAGCUCGCUGCUGCACAUGCUCAUCACCUGCCGGCUCUGGUUCGUCAUCAAGCGGCACUACGUGAACCCCGAGGAAGUGACAUCAUACCUCUGGAAGCUGCGUCUCUUCCUGUUCAACAUCAGCUGCUGCGGGGCAGCGGCGUACUGCUUCAGGCGCCACAACAAGUUCUGCGAGGAUGGAGUCUACACCGUGUUCGCCUUCUUCGAGUACCUGGUGGUCUUCUCCAACAUGGCCUUCCACAUGACCGCCUUCUGGGACUUUGGCAGCAAAGACGUCAUGGUGGCCACGCUACCGGAGGACAAACGCUACUGAGCGUGUGCGGCCGCUCCACCUCAGCAGCUCUGGAGGAGUCCAGCUGCUGUAGCGCCACCUUCAGUCUUCUCCUGGAACCCAGACAGAUGACCAAAAACAUCUGAGCAGAAUGGUUUCUCCUGCUUUUACUGAUGGAGUCGGGAAUUAAGCUGCUGGACUGAGUCUGAGAUCCUGCAUCACUCCAGAGGGAUGAUGGGAAACCACAUUUGAGGAUUUCUCCCAGAGAAAUCCCCAGUUUGAACAUUUUUAUUCUUAGAAUGAACAGUUGAUGCCGCAGCGUAUCUGUUCAGUUCGCUCUGAAAAACUCUUUUAGGAUCAAAUAUAAUUUAUUUUGUGUCAAAUCUUGAAUUAGAUGAACUAUUAAAUGUUUAUGAAA
Messenger RNA from Oryzias melastigma (Indian medaka), 1445 nucleotides. It is a transcript of the gene pgap2, whose product is annotated as post-GPI attachment to proteins 2. The coding region runs from base 305 to 1069 and encodes 254 amino acids. The record is from RefSeq and is a predicted model, not a curated record. The transcript is spliced from 6 exons. Lineage: Eukaryota; Metazoa; Chordata; Actinopteri; Beloniformes; Adrianichthyidae. Gene Ontology annotation, cellular component: Golgi membrane; endoplasmic reticulum membrane. Gene Ontology annotation, biological process: GPI anchor biosynthetic process.